AUGCCUGAAGUCUACACAACCGACCACUCUGCCUCAGUCCUGCGCACCCACAGCUGGCGCACGGUGUCCAACUCAGCACCUCACCUCCUCCCACACCUCAAGCCAAACCAACAGAUUUUGGAUGUAGGCUGUGGUCCAGGAUCAAUUACGAUCUCGAUAGCCAAACACGUACCGACCGGCCAUGUGACUGGCGUGGAAUACGUAUCAGAUCCACUCGAAGGCGCCCGCGAACUAGCCAUAGCAGAGGGUGUCACCAACACCACCUUCCAAGAAGGCAAUAUCCACGCUCUCCCAUUUGAAGAUGACAGCUUCGACAUUGUGCACGCGCAUCAGGUGCUGCAGCACAUUCAAGAUCCAGUGCACGCGCUGAAGGAGAUGCGGCGAGUCACCAAGAAAGGCGGCAUCGUUGCUUGUCGCGAGUCAGCAGAGCUGACUUGGUUCCCCGAGUCUGUGGGUAUCGCCAAGUGGCGCGAGGUCACGGAGCGGAUGCAGAGUGCCAAGGGCGGCUACCCGCAUCCCGGACGAAUGAUCCAUAUGUGGGCACGUGAGGCGGGAUUCUCAGAUGUGAAGAGGAGCGCUGGGGCUUGGUGCUUUGGAGAUGAUGCGGAGAGGGCAUACUGGGGCGGGUCAAUGGAAGAGCGAGCAAGGUCCUCUGGAUUUGCUAGAGAUGUUGUUGAGGAAGGGUUUGGGAGACCUGAUGAUCUGGAGACUAUCGCGCAGGGGUGGAGAGCGUUUGUACAGGAUCAAGAUGCCUGGUUCGGACUGUUGCAUGGGGAGAUCAUUUGUCGGAAAUGA
This is a messenger RNA of Penicillium brevicompactum, 795 nucleotides long. RefSeq names its product class I SAM-dependent methyltransferase. Bases 1 to 795 code for a protein of 264 amino acids. Gene Ontology annotation, cellular component: endoplasmic reticulum. The record is from RefSeq and is a predicted model, not a curated record. NCBI's taxonomy places the organism in Eukaryota, Fungi, Ascomycota, Eurotiomycetes, Eurotiales, Aspergillaceae. Gene Ontology annotation, molecular function: sterol 24-C-methyltransferase activity. The transcript has a single exon. Gene Ontology annotation, biological process: sterol biosynthetic process.